Messenger RNA from Lytechinus variegatus (green sea urchin), 4978 nucleotides. RefSeq names its product sialidase-3-like. The record is from RefSeq and is a predicted model, not a curated record. The coding region runs from base 176 to 1738 and encodes 520 amino acids. NCBI's taxonomy places the organism in Eukaryota, Metazoa, Echinodermata, Echinoidea, Temnopleuroida, Toxopneustidae. Gene Ontology annotation, cellular component: membrane; cytoplasm; lysosome. Gene Ontology annotation, biological process: ganglioside catabolic process; oligosaccharide catabolic process. Gene Ontology annotation, molecular function: exo-alpha-sialidase activity. The transcript has 11 exons.
AAUAAUAGCAAACAAUUUUCUUCAACAAUAGAAUAUCUGGCAGGCCAGAGAAUCUGGCAUUUCGAGAGGCGAGAAUUCUGGGACAAACUGCAAAAUAAAGGUCUACUGCUGAGAGACACAAAGAACUAUCUUUUUAGAAGACUGCAUUGAUGGAAGUGUUGGAUUGGGCUCAGAAAUGAUGAGGAUCUGGCACCUACGGCGCGUGGUGUUCGUCCUCGGCACGGCUGCCGUCUUGGGGUCCAUCUUGAUUUUCUUGUCGGGGACCAAGUCCGGUCUGCCGAACAUGAAACUCCUCGAGAGUUCCCACAUUGACAGGAUACAGAGACUAAAGCAGAAGAUGAAAUUGCCGAUGAGGAAGACAACUCCACUGGCUAGCAAUGAGACAUGCACUGCGCUGAGUGGUAACCUGAACUCGUCUCUUGGCCCUCGGAUCAGACCUGAGAAGCCUUUACUUCAGAAACUUUUAGCCCAGUCUUCUUUGCCUUCAGCUCCACCCUGGCCUAGCGAUGUUGAAUCUCUCUUUGAUGUUGAGGCCAUCAAGUCAUCUGGCCUACCACUCUUUAAGCCAAGGAUACCAGCCCUGGUCUACCACAAGCAGACAUUCUUAGCCUUCAGCGAGGCCAGAUUCGAUGGCCUCAAGGACUACGGGAAUAUCAUGAUGGUGGUUCGGAGGGGGCUUGUCCAGGGGCGAGAGAUUAGCUGGGGGCAGAUUAAGCUCCUUGUUAAUCUGCCAACUUUCAGAAUAAACAAUCCAAGUCCAAUCGUUGACCGGGUGAACGAUGCAAUCGUCCUGGUUUUUGCUGCGUUUCCAACGGAACUCUCUUUUCAAGAUAUGAUGGCCUUUCCCAGGUUCCCCAUGUCAAAACUGUUUGUUAUGAAGACGUAUGACCUUGGCGAGACCUGGACUACCCAUGAAGACAUCUCUCACCAGACUGUCCUAAAGAUGUUUCCUGUACCUGUUCUAAUGGUUCCAGGUCCAGGGCAUAGUAUCCAGCUAAAGUGCGGUCGUCUUGUCGUUCCAUGUAAUUACUUUACACAAGACAAGAGGGGGAAAUCACUACACGGUCUUUGCCAGAAUUGCAGUAAUUAUAACCGUAUCAUCUACAGCGACGACGGGGGUAAUACCUGGACGAUUGGUGGACGAUCAAAAUUCAAACGGGAUUCCUUCCGCAUUCCUAUUCAUCCUAAUGAAGUAAUGGCCGUAGAACUGGAUAACGGCGUGGUAAGCCUGAAUAGCAGGACGCUCAAUUUCCAGCAGACGAGGGCGGUCAUCUACAGUUUUGACGGGGGUGCCACCCUGUCGGAGACCCAGCUGAAAGAGGAGCUUAUCGAACCGGGGUGGAAGAUUACCAAUCAGGGGAAAUCAUCACCUCGGGCUGCUGGCGGAUGCCAGGCAAGCGUCAUAGCAUUCCCGAGACCCAAGGGCAUCAGCAUCGGUCAAGCCACGUGGGUCCUCCUCUCCAACCCCGCUGAUCGCAUCGAGCGGCAGAACCUCGCCCUCCGCCUCAGCAUCGACGGCUGCCAGUCCUGGUCGAAGCCCUUCAAGAUCCAUGACGUCUUCGCUGCGUACUCCGACAUCGCCUACUUCGAGAUGGUCAACGCAAACGGGACGUCCCUCCCCCAUCUUGCUCUUCUCUUCGAGGGCGGGAUGAAAGGGCCGUAUGAGUAUACCCGAUUUAAGAUUUUCACGUUAGGACAGGUGUUGCAAGGUUUAAUCACUAGCUCACUGAAUAGGUGACAGUGAUCACUGUGCAGUAUUUUCUCCUGUUGCUUUUGAUAUAUGUAUCUGUUGCUAAUGCUAGACUUCCAAGCCAGCUUGCUGAAUGGCAUUUGAUAUCAUCUUGUACCUUCGAAGCUUAGUCAUUUAAGUGCCAUAUGAAAUUUAGUGUACUAUCAAUAUUAGUGUAAUAUUGAUGCAUGAUUUGGGCCAAAUUGCAUUUUGUAUGAAUGGCAUAAUAUCUGUAAAGUGCUUGCAGGCAUUGUAAUGAUGUUGAUAUGCAGUAUAAUGCCCCUAAUGAAAAAGUGGAAUAUUAUUAUUUUCACUUCAAUAGUGUUGUACUAUCAUGGUUAUGCAUGAUCAAAAGAAAAAAAAUGGGGCAUUGCAAGAAACUUGCAAUUGAUUGCAAGUCAAUUUCAUAUCCCAAAGUCAAUUGGAAGUCAUGCAUUUCAUUGCAAAUUUGCAAUUGAUUGAUGGUCUUGCAAGUCUCCUUAUUAAGCAUGAUGAUGAUGCUGAUUCCAUGCAUUUGUAUUGCGCCAUAUUUCUGUUAUUAACAUUCAUAGGUGCAGGCUCAUCCAAUUGAUUUAAUUACUACACAUCUGCUGAAAUAAGUGAGUUAUGAGGGAUGAUUUGAAGAGUUCAAAACAUUAAUACAAACCUUAAUUCAUUUUUGGGAUAACAAUUCUUUGGAUUGAGGACCUUUGGGCUAAUGAACCUUCAGAAGAACAAAAUUCCAGAAUAAUAUGCUGUAUUCAUUAUUCAACUGAUAUGGUUUUACAGAGUUUAGAAUUUAAAAGUUUAUGACUAUUAGCAGAUCCAUCUUCAAUAUUAAAACUGAAAUAUCCAGUGCAUUUUAAUUGUUGUUUAUCAUAGUUUGCUCAUUUUUGACUCAAAACAAAUUGUUUCGUGUGCUUGUUAUACUAAUUGGACAUUGUAUUUAGCCAUUUUAAUGAAUUCUACUGAAGUAUGGGGUACUGAAUGACAAUCCAAAUCACUUACUUUUUAUAGAUUACCAAAGAUUUUGUAAAAGUGCUUUAGCUCACUUUAUUUUUAUUUCUAUUUUCUAUGAUGUGAACCUUUUCCAUAGUAUAUGUUUAAGAAUACAUGAUAUAAGCAUGCCUGCCACCUAAAAGACGUACAUGUAACUAUACAUGUUAAUAUAAAACACAUGUGAUGGUGUAAUGCUAAAUGUAGAUUUGAUUGGAAAAUAGCAUCGAACACAGACCUACUGAAGAUUUUCGACCUGCACUCAUCAGAUUUAAAUCACAUGAAUGAAGUGAACGCUAGAAAGAAAUAAUAUAUAAUAGAACCAAAAAAUAAAAUGACAGGCUGUGAUUGGCUGUUGAGGUAAACAAGAUAAGGCUUAGCGAACAGCUGUUGGGUCAGUAAAUGUGACAUAGCGUAAGCUGUAGCAUAAAACUUUUUAGGUGCCGCUGAAUACUACAAGAAGCCAGACGUAGAGGAACAGAGGAUCAUGCAUCUAGAACUGAACCACUAGCAUAUCCAGGAUCAAGAAAUGUAUGGGCCCAUGCACAAGCAUGAUAGAGUCGCUAUUGUCUCCAGACAAUUGGGCCCAUGAAAUGCUUUGUACGAUCUGAUGCUUGAUAUGCGCCUUUGAACCCCUACGUAACCUUUAUACAUUUACUACAUGUAUAUUUCUGUAUUUCUGUUAACUCUUCGUGAAAAAUUCGCACCGCCAUGUUUUAUGGCCCUUUUACUUCAAGUCUCGAGCAACUUAUAAGACCAAAUCUGCAACCUGGGGAACAUGGUUCUGAAGUUAUGUAACUUUUUGUAAGUGCAUUUCACACCCAAAAUUGCUCAAAAACAUGAUUUUUACUUAUUUAAAGCAAUAGAUUUCAUGCUAUUUAUGACUGAACUAGUGUUCCAUUAAAAAAAACAAUUAAAAACAUAAAGUAAAAAAAAAAACAGAAAUACAUGUAAGACCUAUAAAAAACAAAAUGAGAAAAAAAGAAUUGAUAUUACAAUUUCUGAAUAUACUUUUGAUAAUAAUCGUAAGAAGAGUGUCCGACCAAAAUCUAGCAGUUUGGGGCUAUAUUUAGAAAAAUACAGGCAAAUUCUGGUUUUAUGCAUUAAUUGGAAUAAUUGGGUAACUAAAAAUAAAUUUGAAUAAUUUGGGGACAAUCGACAUUUAAAUUGUGGAGAUAAUAUCAUUUAUGAUGUGGAUGCCAAUUUUCGUUGCGAUCUUGCGAUCAAUGAUUGAGAUCUGAGGGAGGCUUUUUUUCCCUCCCCCGGGCUAUGCAAUUUCAAAAUAGGCCCGGGCUAAAUAGGGUAAAGUUUGUCUUGAACACUAUGCACUUUGAAAGCAAGGUUCUAUUUAUAUAUUAUUUAUUGUAAAUGCUCUGAGCACAUAACACUUGCUGAAUACAUUAUCACUCUUUAUCGUUUCCAACUCAUGUAUUAUGUUUUAACGUUUAUAACUGUGGGUCUCAGUCUUGGCAUUUUGUUUUAGAUUGAUAAACACACUAGGCGAUUAUUGACAAGAUGGUGGAUAACUUUCAAAAGAAGUUGUAGUUUUUUUAAGUUUGCACUGUUAUUUGACAAUCAUGUACAUGUAAUCAUGGUAAAAUAGUCUGCACUUGUAUAUUCGUAGUGUAAUGAUUUGAUCAGAUAUAUUUAUAGUUCAUGUCUUGUCAGAAAACAUUCUGUAGUAAUAAUGAAUUGUUAUAUUUAUGCAAUUGGUGAAUGUAAGCAGUGCUACACUCAUUUAUUUCAGGUUAACUUGCAUGAGUUGACCUUUUAUAGAGGUAUAUAUGUAGAGGUGUUGUGGCUCAGUGGAUAAGUCUCCGGACUUUGAACCACGAGGCCAGGGUUUCUAAUCCCACCACAGCACUCACAUGAUUUGGCAAGACGUUUAUCUACAUUUGCCACUCUCCACCCAGGUGUAGUAAAUGGGUACCCGGUAGGAAGGAGUUCCUUUAAUGCUCAUGCGCCCGAUCAGGGUAGCUGUGCUAAAGCAUUGGUUAAUUUAUGCAGCGCUUAGAAACAUGUUGAGCGCUAUAGAAAUGUUGCUUAUUAUUAUUUUUAUUUAUGUGUCAAAUAUGCAUCAAGUCUGAGUAUGCAAAAUACGUGUUAUACCAUUCUUCUUUUAAAGUCAAAUUUCUUCUAAAUGGAACCGAUUUCUGUGGUUCAACAAGACUCAACUUUGGCAAAGAAAUCUCUACGCUGAAGUCUGUAUGUGAAUACUGCCCAAUAGAAAUGAUUUUUAUGGACAUGUAUGUGCAAUCCAUAUUCGAUGCAAUU